This is a messenger RNA of Nicotiana tabacum (common tobacco), 1512 nucleotides long. RefSeq names its product diacylglycerol O-acyltransferase 3. NCBI's taxonomy places the organism in Eukaryota, Viridiplantae, Streptophyta, Magnoliopsida, Solanales, Solanaceae. The record is from RefSeq and is a predicted model, not a curated record.
UCUUUGUUCGGUUUGACGGUGAAGCUCAAUCAAAAGAACUUCAGCGUCUAAACAAAAAAUGGAAGCCUCUACCGGAGUUUUGCGCCGAUUUCCUUCCGUCGCCGGCGCUGUUGCCGGAGUUAACAACAACCGCUUUCACCAUAACUCUUCUAGUUCAAAAUUGUCCAUGUUAAGUUUUACAGAAAUUAGGGGAAGUUUGAAAUCGAAAAAGUUAAUGGUUUCUGGGUUUAAAGAUGAGGGUUAUUUGGAGUAUUAUAAUUCUUCUGGUAGAGGUAGUAGUAGGAUUAUUAGGUGUGGGAAGAAAGAGAAGAACAAAGAGAAUGACGUGGCGUUGAAAAAGACGAAGAAGAAGAUGAAAUUGCUUAAGGGUUUGUCUAGGGAUUUGUCUAAUUUGAGUGAGAUGGGAAUUGGUUUUGGUUUUGGUUCUGAUAUUGGUUUGGUUGAUCAAGUUCAAGGGAAGACUAUUUCGGAAACGGCAGAGCUAUUGUUAGGACAACUUCAACAGCUAAAGGCAGAGGAGAAAGAGUUGAAGAGGAAAAGAAAAGAAGAAAAAGCACUCAUGAAAAUGAAAGGAGCAAGUCAAGUACAAGGCAUAACGAACCGUGAAAUGUCAUCAUCUUCAAGCUCUUCUUCCGAAUCAAGUGAAUCAAGCGAUGAUGAAUGUCAAAAUUUGGUUGACAUGAAAAGCCUGAAAAUAGAAUCUCUUGCCCAAACAAUACCGGAGGCAUGUGAACGUGCACUCGAGAAUGCAACAUCAACAAUAGAGAAUCAUAUGAUUGAGCCUCGGACUCAACAUCCGGAAGUGGAUACAUCAGUAGAGAUCUCAAGCAAAUCAUCAACUUCCAAUGAGGACUCAACAGAGAGGAUGACGAGUCUAGUAGUACCUGUCCCUACUAUUUUAGAGCGAAGCGAGGAACACUGCUUGGAAGCUAGUGACCGCUACAUUGGCAAUGUAGGCAGCAGCCCUAAUGCAGCUGUAGCUGCUACAACAACAGCAGCGGGGACGAAGAAGAUUGAAGUAUGUAUGGGGGGUAAAUGCAAGAGAUCAGGCGCUGGGGCGAUAUUAGAGAAAUUUCAGCAGAUGGUUGGGAUUGAAGCUGCAGUCUCAGGAUGCAAAUGCAUGGGAAAAUGUAAAGUUGGUCCCAAUGUCAGAGUUUCAGGGUGUAGUAGCAGCAGCAGCUCCGCCGCGUUCCUAGCUGGUGAUUCUGUCUCUGUUAACUCUGCUCCUAGCAGUAAUAGUUCUUUGUGUAUUGGGGUUGGUUUAGAGGAUGUGAGUUUGAUUGCAGCCAAUUUGCUUGGUAGAUAUCCAGAAGUAGGGCUAGCCAAUGCCGUGCGUUAAGAUGUUCUUUUCUUUCAAUGCAUUAGGUAGGAUAUGAAGUGAUUUUUAGGAUUAGCAAUGGGUUUUGGAUUGCUUUUUGAUAAUGUAAAUAUUAUCAUUAUUUACUACGUUUGCUAUAUUCCUUUGUAAAUAGUAUAUUAUUAUUUACUGAGACUUUAGUGAUUGUUAUGUCA